AUGAAAUUCCCGGGCUCGGUGCUGGCGUCCGUGUUCCUGUUCGUGGCCGAGACGACGGCGGCGCUGUACCUGAGCAGUACCUACCGAUCGGGCGGGGACGGCAUGUGGCAGGCACUGACGCUGCUUUUCUCGCUGCUGCCCUGUACGCUGGUGCAGCUCACGCUCCUCUUCGUGCACCGCGACUUCAGCCGCGACCGGCCGCUCGUGCUGCUACUGCACCUGCUGCAGCUCGGGCCCCUCUUCAGGUGUUUUGAAGUCUUCUGCAUCUAUUGUCAGUCAGGCCACAUCGAAGAGCCUUAUGUCAGCAUCACCAAGAAGCGACAAAUGCCAAAAAAUGGCCACUCAGAGGAGAUUGAAAAGGAAGUAGGCCAGGCAGAGGGCAAGCUGUUCACCCACCGAUCUGCGUUCAGCCGGGCAUCCGUGAUCCAGGCUUUCCUGGGCUCAGCCCCCCAGCUGACCCUGCAGCUGUAUAUAAGCGCCUUGCAGCAAGACACCACAGUGGGAAGAAGUCUUUGCAUGUUCCUAUCCCUGUUGUCCAUUGUGUAUGGAGCCUUACGCUGCAACAUCCUAGCCAUCAAGAUCAAGUAUGAUGAAUAUGAUGUCAAGGUGAAACCUCUGGCCUAUGUCUGUAUCUUCCUCUGGAGGAGCUUUGAGAUUGCCACCCGUGUCAUUGUCUUGGUGCUCUUUACCUCCGUCCUGAAGGCCUGGGUGGUGCUGGUCAUACUCAUCAACUUCUUCAGUUUCUUCAUAUACCCCUGGAUCCUUUUCUGGUGCAGCGGCUCCCCAUUCCCUGAGAACAUCGAGAAGGCCCUCAGUCGAGUGGGCACCACCAUCGUACUAUGCUUUCUCACCUUACUCUAUGCCGGUAUCAACAUGUUCUGCUGGUCAGCAGUGCAGCUGAAAAUCAAUAACCCUGACCUCAUCAGCAAGUCCCAAAACUGGUACUGGCUACUGGUAUACUACAUGCUAAGAUUCAUUGAGAAUGCCUUCCUCCUCCUCAUGUGGUAUCUUUACAAGACCGAUAUCUAUAUGUAUGUGUGUGCACCUCUGUUGAUUCUGAAGUUGCUCAUUGGGUAUUGCACAGCCGUUCUGUUUAUGCUGGUGUUCUAUCAGUUCUUCCACCCUUGCAAAAAGCUCUUUUCCUCCAGUGUUUCUGACAGCUUUCAGCAGUGGCUAAAGUGUGUUUGCUGUCCCUGCAGGCGACAGAAAUCCUCCGAGUCUAUAGGAAAGACAGAUCUAAGGUCACCCGAAGACAGAGAUGAGACACCUUCUAGCAGUAAAAUAAGUUCUAUGCCGAGCCAGAUCUUGACGGCCGAUGAGUCAUGCUCUGCUUAAUGAGACUUGAGUCUCUUGUUUUCUGGGGUAAUCCCUGUUCUUCAUAUAAGUGAUGAUCCCUGCACAGUUAAUAAAGCAGGAAUUUAGCUCUCAACUUCUUGUGAGUUGCUCCCCUUUAGAGAGCUCUUGGGUAUGUGGGAACUAUUGAGAGAAGCCAGGGAAACCCCUGAGUGUUGGAGGGGUAGCCUAAGGCACCACCAUUUAUAGUUGACCGUGUUCUCCCAGGUGUUACUGGUCUUUUCACUGACAAAGUACCCAUAAUAUCUGUUGAGCUGGUUAGAUCCAUCAGGUAGAAUGAGGACAGGGGCUUUCUUGUUUUCUAGUUUUAUGGACUGCUGGUCUAGGUAGCCAAAUGUUUUAUUAUCCCUGAACAUACUUUUCAUCCAAGAGCUAUCCUAAUGACCAGAGAAGGUUACUGGGGUUUUGCAAUCAGCAACAUAAUUUCCGUCAGAGUUUUCAUAGAGGGCUGUUCAAGGUUGGUUUUUGAGUAGACAGAUGUUCCAUUUGUAUCUCAUUAAGGCUCUUUGUAUAUAACCAACUGUAGCCACCUUGAUCUGCUAUCUCUAAUUGAUUCAAAAGUCUAGAUUUGGAGACUUUAUUCCCAAAGAUCCAUGGAUGCAAAAUUGAAUUCUAAAUUUCGUUAUGGCAGCCCUAGAAUUUUAGGAAAGUGGUGUGUUCCUUCAAUAUAUUGAAUAAAUUCUCGAUCAAGAGAGUUGUUAAAACACCAAAAUGAUGGUGGCUUUUGUAAGCAGAAUUCCUACCUUCUCGGAAGGGUUGAAGAUAUGAAUUUGUUAGAAGGUAGGCUUAAACCUCUUCAAGGUUCAGUCCUGUCCUACAAUUUUGGAAAAUUUCUAACAGAACUUACUAUGAUUUACCUUCUUAAUAAAGAAGAAAAUAAAACUUACAGUCUUUACUUCCCCUCUUCCUUACCUGUCAGGAAAGUUUCAGACAAAAGUUACCUUGGUUAACUUAAGUUUUCUAGAAAACUCCACAGAAAUCUUUCACCUAACACAGGUAUAUAGGACAUUUUACUUUUUAUUAUUUGAAGGAAAAGGUUUUUCUUCUCCCUCCAAAUUAGAUACGACUUCAGAAACCUUAAAAUUAUAAAGUGAUAAAAUGACCAGAAGAUUUUUGUUUUUAACUGAAUGCAUUUUGAUUUGGCAUGAUUAUGAGUUAAUGUAAACAAGAUUCCCAAUUUUAUCCUUCUACAUUCUCCUAUCUUCGGUAUAAUUUCUGAACCCUAUUCAUUUCAUAAAAGGAUUGCUUAGCAUAUCCUCAGUCUCCCUGGAAAAAUUCCUGGAUUUAGUGCCAUUAUUUCUACUAUAAGAACCUUGAUGAUGAAAUAUCUAGAAGCAGGUAACCUGUCACUGACUAAGCUGGACAUUACAGGUCAAUCAGGGUUGACAGUCUAAGGACUUGGCUGAACUUUCUGACCCAUCUAGUUUCAGCCAGUCUAUGAAGGGACAGGUUAAAUAUGGUGAGCUUGAGCAGGAGUUGUGGUCAUAAUUAGACAGGGAUGAAGAGACUGGUACUUCCCAGUCUUGGUUUGGAAGCCUGUUUCAAGAACCAUUAUAAAAUCUGAGCCUUUAAAUACAUUUUAAGUCAUUUUGAUGUAGAAGAUAGGUAAGCAUUUUGAGUGACCUCAAACCACACUAACAGUGAUGGUCCAUCAGACUCCUAAAGCCCAAUUAUGAGCCACUUAUAUAAGGACAAAGAGGUUUGGUAACUAAAUUUUGUCAUUUUGUCAUUUUUAACCCUAGAUAUACAGAUACCCCUGCUUUUGGGCCAUGUAUGUUCAUUUACUUGUGGGGAAAGAAACCACCCCUUUCAUUUGUACAUGACGAAAAUUUAAGUCAUGGAGAACUGAGAAUUUUUGUUUUAAAAUUAUUUAUAUUAUACCUCUGAGAUGGUAAAAUUAUAGGUCAGACUGCAGAGCUAGGCUGCCCUAAAGACAAACCAGCAAAUUCUCUCAAGUGUUGAGAUUUAAAAUGUGGUUUUCAGUUAUAAUUCCAAUUUCCAAAAUUCUCAGUGCUUUGUCUAAUUAAUUAUAUACCAUAACUUGUCAUGACAGCUGCUCCAACUGAAUUACUAUCAUUUCGCUGGAUGGAAGUAAAGUAUUUCUUCAAAAUAUAUUGAAAUAAGAUCAUCAAACAUGUUUAGACUUUCUCUCUUCAUUAGUGGAGACAGCAUAGUGUAGAGAUUGGCAUCUCCCUGUCAAGCCCAAGUUACCUAACUGCUCUUUGCCUCAGUUUCCUCGCCCACCAAAUUUGGAUGAUAUACUUGCCUAGCCUACCUCACAAGGUUGUUGGAAAGAUCAAAUUAAAUUAUAGGUGUGAAAAUGCUUUGAAAAUAUUUUUAAAGUGCCAUAAAUAUUGAAGGAGUUGUUAUUAUAGUUAUUCAAAUCUAUAAACAGGUUAUUAUUAUUUUUUUUUACUGUUAGAAAAGUAACAGCAGCAUCAUCCACAUGAGUGUCUUGAGUGAAUAUGCUGGCCUUUGGCCUUAAAGAAGGGCAAGUGUAAGUGGUCUUUACUCUUAGAGAAAAUUCAGCCCUUGCCCUUCCUCUUACCAUUAGUUACUUACAAAAAUUAGUACCCAAACACUUGAUACUUGAAGAAAAAACACCCACUGCAAUCUGAGAAAUUGCUUUUGAUGGCAGAUGAGUUUAUCAUUUUUGUAUCUAUCAUCUUUCAUAAAGAACAUAGCAGCAUCUUUUGAUAAUUUACAACUUGAAUGCCUGAUCUUGCUAGACUUUAAUCGAAUGUGGGUUUAAUCUUUUCAGCCUUGUAGAUGGGAAAAUAAACAUUAAAAUUGAUUGUCAAAUACAGCAUUUCCUUGGAACCACCUUAGAAUAUUAGUGCUAUGGUUAUGAGUGUAUGUGUCAGUAUUUCUCAGCCAGUAAAUUGUGGA
Messenger RNA from Pteropus alecto (black flying fox), 4242 nucleotides. It is a transcript of the gene XK, whose product is annotated as X-linked Kx blood group. The transcript is spliced from 3 exons. Bases 1 to 1335 code for a protein of 444 amino acids. The record is from RefSeq and is a predicted model, not a curated record. Gene Ontology annotation, cellular component: membrane. NCBI's taxonomy places the organism in Eukaryota, Metazoa, Chordata, Mammalia, Chiroptera, Pteropodidae.